AUGCCAAGAACGGCGCUGAGAGUGCAGGGCGCGUCAAGAUCGACCGCGUGGACAUUCCGUGCCGACAGGUCUAAGCAGGAGUCCGAUUCUGACACCUCUGAGCCAUUGCCCGCAUACAGCCCGCGAGAGGAGGAGGGCAGUAUGCAGGCAAACGGCCAUUACUUUGAACAUCCCCGUUCACCGCCCGUGUAUGAGAGCUACGAUGGCAGCGGCUAUGGCAGUCCGGGAUCAAGUGCCAGGAGCUCUGCACGCUACAGUCACAACAAUGCUGUCCAGCAUAGCAGCAAGCUGAGGCCAGGCUUUCUGGACGAGUCCCGAACGUCUAGUGAGGCUAGUCCCUUACCAUAUGUGACUCCAGCGGUAGGCAACGCACAUUACGAUGGAUUCGACUUUGGCCCGUCGUUACAAGCGCAGGAUCAAACGCGCAGCCCUCCGACCAACAUAGAUGACUACAAGUUUCCACUGCCUCACACGGAAAGCCACCAGAUCAGCCUCAACACACGCCUGCACGACCACAAUCACGAUGCCGUGGGACAGCAUCUGCUGUACGAGAACGCGCUCUUGGACACGCAGGCAUUCCAGAUAUUGGAUAUCAAUGAGGUCGAUGAGCUGAAGAAAGAGCAAGCCAGGCUGAAUCAGAGGAUUGAAGCAGCCAACCGGAAGCUGACCCUGGAGACGAAGGUAAAGGAUGCAGCGCGCAAUCUCCAGAGGCUAUACUCUUCGGACAAGAAGGAGGGACGACCGGACACCCCGCAAAGCCCAGACAGCCCACGCAAGCACAGGGCCAGUCUGCUUGGGAACAGAAGCAGGACCGGUAGCAACGGUGCUGAAACCCUACACCAAGCCGAAGAUGAGGUCGCGCAGAGCAUCAAAAAAGUGGACGAACUUCACGAGCAAAUCAGAUCCCUUUUGGAGAGGCGCCAGAUCGUCGAGCGCUCACUAUUACGCCACACCGCCGCUGUUCUUGCAGCACAAGCCAGCCAGCAUCCCGCACAGAGAACAGACGCUUUGACGAAUGGGCAUCGUGGAUUCGACGAGGAUGAAUUGCAUCUGGCUGGACCCGACGAGUUUGAUGGUAUACGAGAUAUUCUUCGGGGCAAACCUGCUCCCUCGAGUAAGCAAGGUGUCCAGAAACUACAGACCGACCAUGAGCAACAGCUUCACAGCAUGCAGGAUCGGUUGGAGCAGCUGAAUACGCAGCUUCGGUCUGUCAUUGAAGAGGCAAGCCAGACUCGUGGCAGAUCUGCUGCGCCGGAGCCUGCCCGACCCACGCACAAGGACCCAAGUGAGCGUCUUGCCAGCAUGUUCGACGUCAUCGAGCGUAACAUGCAGACUCUGGAUUCAGAGCAGGGAGAAAUCAAGGCGCUUUAUGCGAGAGUGCAGGACAGUGCCUCUCAAACUAGGAAUGCCGUGGAAGAGCAGCUGGAGGCUCUUAGUUCGCAGCUAUACGCAACACUGCAGAUUUCAGCGCAGAUGGAUUCUGUCAAGGACUUUCGACAGCCACCGCAAGCCACUGGUCAUGGCUAUGAUCACCAGCUGCAGUAUCUCGAGGACAGCCUUCUCGCAAUCGGUCAGCUGCUGCAACAACACAACCAGGAGUUGGCUACUGCCCGCGCAGCAGGUAGCGGCAUGGAAGAGGCACAGACCAAAGCUGAAACACACUCGAAGAAGUUGACCGAGUAUGAGACCGUCCUCGCUGGCCUAUGGGACAUUGUCGCAGCAGAUAGCCCGAGUGGCGACGACUCUGCCGGUGACCGUUCGGCGUCAAGCCCGCUCAAAGAAGAUUUUUCGAUACAGGCUUUUAGCUCCCGCGUCCAGCAUAUGUCCAGUGUAGCGGCCAGCGCGCGGGAACAGCAGGACAUACUUCGUCGACAGAUUCAGCAGCAGCGCGACCUCAAUGGCAAGGUGGACGUCGAGAAGGAGGCCGAAGUCGCCGAUAUGCAAAGCAAAUAUGACCGACUUGAAAGUGCAUAUGAUGCAACGCAGCAGGAACUUGCCAAUCUGAUGGUCCGCCACCAAGAGGCAGAAAAGGAGUCCACCCGGAAUCGCGAGGAGCUGGUCAAUGUCAUGAAUGAGCUGGAGCAGAUGCGCCAUACGGUCGAGCAGACACAGACUAGGCAGAAGGAGAUCGAGCAAAGACACGCGCAAAUGUCCGCUGCAAGUGCUCAGUUGUCCACAGACAAAGAGACUGCCGAGCAGCGACAUUCUGAUUUGCAGAAAGAAAUGGAGACGCAAGAGUCCGAGCUUGUUCGCCUCAUGACUGAAUUGACGAUGGCGCGCGCUGAGCUUGAGGCCGCUCAUGGCUCCAGAAGCGAACGCAAGAAAGAGGCCGGCAUGGCCGCAGGCGAGAUGGACGCACUGCAGAAGCUCAAAGACCAGGAGAUCGAAGACUUGCAGAAGGCUCACGAACAGCGCGUUGAGACGAUGCGACGAGAAUACGCCGACCGUGGCAAGCUGUUGGAGAGCGAGUUGGAGGACAUGACGAAUGAGUUCCAAGAGAUGACGCGUGAGAGUCUUGAGCUGGAGAAGGAGCGCGAGAAGCUUGAGGGCUUGAUCGACAGCCUGCGCGAGCGAUGUGAUGAGCUUGAGGCACAGCUCGGUGACGAGAAGAUGAAGUGGAUUGGGAUCAAGAGUCCUGGUGGAGUUGAUCCUGGUGCGCCUAGAGAAUCAACCAGCGUCAUGGUCCUGAGACAGGAGUUCAAGAAGAUGAUGCGCGAGGCACGAGGCGAAGGCGUCCGUCUAUUGCGAACCGAGCAAGAAGAGCGUCGUAAACUCGAGGCUGAAGUCCGCCGCAUGCGACAAUCGCAAGGUCCGAUGUCGCGAAGCACAGCAACCAACGCAACACCAGUCCUCAACGUCAGCAACGCCUCCUCUGCGCACAGCCAUACGGGCUCCAGCACAACCGGUGGUCUCUCCAGCACACCCGAUACGUCUACCCUAUCACCCUCCAGUGCCGCUACCAUGACGGCGAAGCCGACGACGACUGCAUCCUCAGGUUGA
Fulvia fulva is the source of this 3000-nucleotide messenger RNA. RefSeq lists its product as uncharacterized. Bases 1 to 3000 code for a protein of 999 amino acids. The transcript has 2 exons. The record is from RefSeq and is a predicted model, not a curated record. Lineage: Eukaryota; Fungi; Ascomycota; Dothideomycetes; Mycosphaerellales; Mycosphaerellaceae.